This is a messenger RNA of Daldinia loculata, 1267 nucleotides long. RefSeq lists its product as uncharacterized. The record is from RefSeq and is a predicted model, not a curated record. The transcript is spliced from 4 exons. Lineage: Eukaryota; Fungi; Ascomycota; Sordariomycetes; Xylariales; Hypoxylaceae. Bases 383 to 853 code for a protein of 156 amino acids. Gene Ontology annotation, cellular component: membrane.
UUUCUUACUGUUAUUUAUGAUACUGUUUACAAACGGUAUCCCGCUCGAAAUACUAAGCUGGCCGAACCUAGGUAGUAAUAAUGAAGUUAAUGAGGAAAGGGUUUAAUCCUACCUAAAGUAACAAUAUUAGUAGAGGGCUGUGUUACUUAGUACUAGCUGGCUGUUCGUUAAUGAAGUACCAAAGGUUACCUGAGAUAGGCAGGUUAAAGCAACCAGCCGUUGGUUACACAAAUUGUCGUGUCGCUGACUGUUUGGUCUUCUCGCGCUGUUCCUAGUAGCAAUAUUGCCACAGGCCAUAUCUUAAAUACUUAGCUCUCCUCCUUCCAUCAUUCCCCUCUUCUUUCUUUUUACUUUCGGUCCCAUCCCAACACGGAGUAUCGCAAUGAAGAUAUUUGACGUUGCGGCGAUAAUUCCAAGUAUUUCCUACUCCGUUACUAGGCUAAAGAGGUUUGCCUAUUCUGUCUGGAAGCGAUUUAUCAAGAUGGAUCCUAUUGAAUUCCCCCGAGUGUCUCAACGGGUAAUGGAGUUCCUUGGUUCGAUCGGGAAGUCAUUUGCGGUGUAUAUCGCACUACCACAUGUCUACUGGGCAAUCAUCACCUGGGCGGUUGUAUUUACAGCCGUUGUUACGCUUGGGCUGUGCUUGGGUUUCGGUCCAGCAGGUGUCAUUCCAGGCUCAAUUGCCGCUGCCUUCCAGUCGGCUAUGUACGGCGGAUUCACGCCGGCUGGGGGGAUCUUCGCAUCGCUGACGAGUCUUGCGAUGCUGGGUCUCCUCGCACCCGCAGUUACAGCAGUUGCGGCAAUUACCGCCUUGAUUCCAGCGGUAAUCGUCUUCAACUUAGUUCCAGACUCAUAGAUAUAUUCGGUUAAUUUCUAAGUAUUUCUUUCCGUGGCAAUCGGUUUAUUAGACUGGUAGGCUGGUAGGCUGGUAGGCUUAAGGAACAGGUGGGGGAUAGUUGAUUGGAGUAUAAUUUUGGCAUUAAGAGAUGUUAUGAAAAUUAUGAGUGUGUACAGCCAUGUUUGUGAGAUAUGUACGUGAGCUGCUAACUAGUAUUGUUGAAAAUGUCGGCUUUGAUGACUGAUUGGAUUAAUUCCAUGUUACCCCUGAGUCUCAGCCCCUUAAUUACCCCAGCCUACAGAGGUUACAGUAAUCGGAAAGCGCUGAUAAUGCUAUACUCUGGCUAUUUUUGAACUACUGGCGAGUAAAUGUAAAGGUUUUCUUUAAAUUUCACUUCUGAGUGGUUAUAAGUACACUCGAAUUGUGAAGCAC